Messenger RNA from Maudiozyma barnettii, 879 nucleotides. RefSeq names its product RNA-binding ribosome assembly factor RBP95 (gene RBP95). The record is from RefSeq and is a predicted model, not a curated record. The transcript has a single exon. NCBI's taxonomy places the organism in Eukaryota, Fungi, Ascomycota, Saccharomycetes, Saccharomycetales, Saccharomycetaceae. The coding region runs from base 1 to 879 and encodes 292 amino acids.
AUGGAAAAUACACAUAUCCCUGCUUGGAAGAGAAUUGCUAUCAAGAAACAAAAUAACGAAGUUACCAAUGACUUCAGCACAGAAGAUCCAUUGAAUGUGACAACACAUUUAUCCACUGGGUCAUUGUCUAGGAAAGAGAAGAAACGUAUCAUCAACAACGAUCCUGAUCUUGGUAAGACCAAAAAUAAAGUCACGAAGACCAAGAAAGAUAAGAAGAAAUUAAAAUUGUCCAGAGAAGAAAGAUUACAAAAGAAAAAUAUUGUAUUGAAGGAUCAACUACGUUAUUUACUAGAUUUUUAUAAAACAAAAGUGUCGGACGAUAUUCCAAAGAGUGUAUUAAAUCUAGAAAAUGUUAAGAUUAACUAUGCCAACGAUGCUGAAGCGGCUGAUAAAGAACAACAAAGCUUGGUUGUGGAUGUUUGGAAAUUUGCUAAAUCAAAGCAAAACUGGUUGAUCAAGCAUUUUUUUAAUACUGAAGAGAUCCCUACGGAGUAUGACGAUAUACUGAUUGAAUAUUUUAAGGAUCUAAAGGGAAAAAUGAAAGAUGAUCUAAUACAGAAAUGUUUAGCACAAAUAAAAACUUGGAACGAAUAUUCAAUUGCUGAAGAACAGAAAAUCAAAGAUAUGGUAGAAGGUGGUGAUAAUAAGAAAGAAUCUAAGGAUGAGGAGAAACAAGUUGAAGAUGAAGACAAAUCAACCGAUGAGGUAGAGAAAGAUGAAACAAAUAACGACAAGGAUAAGAAGGAAGAGCAGCCUGAAGUUGUACCUCCAAGUAAGUUUGUUGUGUCUAGAAGCCAUAAACUACUAACGAGGUGGGUUCAACUUGAAGAUGGGAGCAUUGACAAAUCUAGUAUGGAACUACUAAAUUUCACUAUAUAA